AUGGCCGAUCUGGUCUCAAGUGAAGACAGCGAUGCAGACAUACCCGGAAGUGAGACUGCGGACGUCUCUCAUGCCGAUGUCGGAUUCAAGAAAUUCUUUUCAAGUGUAAAAAAGUUGUCGAAGCGUGUGGCAAGUCUCAGCGAUUCCCCAGUCCCAAGUCCGACAGUGUCACGUGAUGACACUGUUUUGCCAAUCGACACCCGACCCGAUGCAUUCUUUGGGGAUGUAUUCGUGGACCCUAGAAAGACACGGACGACGAACCGUUCAUCUGAUGAGUACGACUUUAACUACAAGUCACGUGGGGUGGCUGUUCUAAUUGUCAAUGUGAAUUUCAAGAACCCGAAGAUGACUCCAGAUAGAGAAUAUGCCAAACAUGACAUAGAAGUGUUCCAGAAGAUCUUAAAAGCGUUGAAUUUUACUAUAAUAAAAUUGCGGGACCUUUCUACGUCGGAUUUACGUAAGGAACUUGAAAAGAUACGUUCAACCUUGACUUCUGACUGUGAUUGCUUCCUGUGCCUGAUCAGCUCACACGGUUUGGAGACAAGAAUAUACGAGGAUAAGCGGAAGCGACAGCAUAUGACCUUCACCUACGACCGAUGGAUACCCACCGACGAGAUCAUCAAACCUUUCACUGAGAGCUGCUGCCGAUGUCUGGGGGGGAAACCAAAACUCUUUUUUAUACAGGCUUGCAGGUCUGUUCACAGCUCCGCGGACAUCGACUCCAUCGAUAGUGGAGUUUCUGUGACGUACGCCGUACGUCAGCCCACGGGACAUUCACGUGACAGCAGAGACGUUCCUUCAAAGAUAGACAAGGUUGACAAUUUACAUCCGUCAUUAAGAAGUGUCCAGGGUGAUCAGAACAUCUCAUCUGAAAACUCGUCUCAGUCUUUCCGCGGAGAAGUCAAUCUGGAUGGAAUUCCUUUCGCUGAUGAUGAUGACACAGACGACAGUGAUGACCAAGACUUGUCAACACCAGACAACACUCGUGUACCCUAUUACCCUCCACGGACGCACCAAGCUGAUGACGUAGACUUUUGUACAAUUCCGUGCUACCCUCAUUGUCUAGUCAUGUUCUCGUCUGCUCCAGAGCGUUUCGCGUGGUCUGAUGAUUUUAAGGGAGGAUGGCUGCCGUACUGUAUGUAUAAAGUUCUCGAUAAGAUGGCACAACUUAACUUCCGCAUCGAUCUUUUAGAGGCUUUGACGGAUGUGAACGAAACUAUGGCCCAGAGUCUGGAGACAAACAUAACAAGGGAUAGGGUCAUGCACCAACGCAAAUCCGCCGCCUGUAUCUACCAUAUGCUUACUAAGGAUAUUUACUUAACACCCAAGUACGCCCCGAUACCCAAAGUCGACAGGGUACAAGUUUCGGCGGUAUAGUCAUAGUAACGAUGGCAUCUGCUUCACACCCGGAAGUGUAGUCAUAGUAAAGAUGUUCCAUGUUUCAAUCUCUCCCAGAGUGCAAUGCGGUACCCCAUUAACACUGAUCGACGGAAUACAAUACAGCUGUGUCCUUCGUUAGCGUUGUCAGUGCUGCUGCCAUAGCUUUGUCCUACGUCAAUUUUGACCCCGACCGCGAGGUCAGUAAGCCAUUUACAGAAGUGCAUUGUGAUUGUUACGGAACGGCAAAUCUUGAAGAGAUUGUCGGAAGUGUAGCCAUGAAAUGAUCCGGAAGUGUUGUCAUGAUAACUUUGAUAUUUCACAGACCCGAUAUUGGUGCUACAGCUACCGUUAUUUAUGUAGUGUUUUCAAAGCUGAGACCAAUAUGGACGUAACAAGUUGCUUUCAAUAAGAAUUUAGUAGGUGUUAGAUGUUUAAAAAGAUAAAAACAGAAGCAAUAGUAGUUUUUGAUGAUAGAAAUUAACGUUAAAGUGGAUGCAAGACCAGUACAAUUUUAUUCUGUAGUAUUGAUGUAAUGUCAAACAGCAAAUGGUCGCUUCCCGUUCUUAGAAUCUAGGCUUUAACGGACGGCGAGCUUGAUGUGAAUUAUUAUUUUACAAUUGAAGAGUGAUUUAUCCUCGAAACUUUGUCUCAUUACUUGUUAUACCUUUUUCGUAGUAGUGUUAUUUUAUUGUGUAUUUCUAUAAGAUUAUAGCAUGUCUAAUAUG
Messenger RNA from Ylistrum balloti, 2105 nucleotides. RefSeq lists its product as uncharacterized. NCBI's taxonomy places the organism in Eukaryota, Metazoa, Mollusca, Bivalvia, Pectinida, Pectinidae. The transcript is spliced from 6 exons. The record is from RefSeq and is a predicted model, not a curated record. Bases 1 to 1377 code for a protein of 458 amino acids. Gene Ontology annotation, biological process: proteolysis. Gene Ontology annotation, molecular function: cysteine-type endopeptidase activity.